Molecule: messenger RNA, 9268 nt
Organism: Dendrobium catenatum
Lineage: Eukaryota; Viridiplantae; Streptophyta; Magnoliopsida; Asparagales; Orchidaceae
Product: BEACH domain-containing protein C2
Exons: 30
Coding region: 335-9055 (2906 amino acids)
Molecular function (GO): protein binding
Source: RefSeq, a predicted model, not a curated record
GGAAUGCGGAGGCAUUAUGGUUCUGCCCCAAAUCCAGUCUAGUUAUAGCAGGCGAAGCGCCUCGUCGCCUCGCCUUCCGACGGGCUCUCCGGCGUCGCCAAAAGCUAUAAAAUAGCAGCGAGUCCUUUUUCUCCGGCUCUUUCAAUAAUCUGCAUGCAGGCGCUUGUCGGCCAUCCCAAGCACCUUUUUGGUCCUACACUCCUUCCACAAUAGCGGUAGAUCUCUACCCUCGCACCGCCGAUCUGUUGUAUCCCAGCAUUCCUCCUCCAUUCAUUUACUUCUUCUUCCCCAGAUCUAGAUUAACCUCUCGAUCUAGAUAGAGGUUGUAACGACAAUGGAAGACGAUCCGGAUGAAGCCACGACAACGCCGAAUGGGGCUUCGCCUGGUGCGGAGAGCCGCGUGAUGCUCACGUUCACGAGCUCGUCCAGUUCCCUCUAUGAAGAAGAUUUAUUUGAGCCAGUUUCCCUCCGCGAUAUCGACAGCCCCGUCCCAGAUCUUGGCCCGGCCGAAGGCUCCAUGCGUUCGUCCAUUGAUUCCUCGGGAGAGCUCGACGCCUUCGGCACUCUCUCUAACGAAAUGCACGCCGAUCAGUACUUCUGCAGUCAUACAAUCAAUCCCUCCUCCUCUACCGCCAGCUUCGACUCUUUGGCUGGAUCGCCGCCUGAGCCGCGAGGGAGGCAACUCACGAUGCCGGACAUACCGCCGGAGCUCGUACAUCUUGUGGAUUCUGUCAUCAUGGGGAGGUUAGAUUGCAUGGAGAAGCUGAAAGCAAUGGCUUCUGGUGCAGAUUCAUUGGAGGUUUCCAGGUUUGUGGUGGAUGCGCUGCUAGUCACCAUGGACGGAGUGGAAGGCCUGGAUGAAAUGGUUGGUACUGGGUUUGAAGAAUCGACGCCCAGCGUGAUGCUCACUUCAAGAGCUGCAGCUGUGGCGGCGGAACUCAUCCCUUGGCUACAUUGUGAAGGUGAUUCAGAGUUUUAUAUGUCGCCGAGGACGAAAAUGGUGAAGGGUUUGUUUUUGAUUCUGAAAUCGUGCACCAGAAACCGUGUGAUGUGCUCGUCCAUCGGGCUGCUUAGAUUCCUUUUGGAUGCAGCGGAGAAUGUCCUUUUGGAUACGACAGACCGUAUUCGUUGGAAUGCCUGGCCUCUGUUUUACUGCAUCCAGGUUCUCGGUGGUCACUCUUUGAGCGUUAUGGAUCUCCAGCGUUGGCUUAAUUUGAUUAAAAAAAUUAUCGCCACCGAGUGGGCAAUGCCGUUGAUGCUGUCUUUAGAGAAUGCCAUGAGGAGUGAAGAGGCGAGGGGUCCGGCGAUUACAUUUGAGUUUGAUGGCCGGAGCUCUGGGUUGCUUGCUCCUGGUGAGAAUCGCUGGCCUUUCUCCAAUGGUUAUGCUUUCGUAUCUUGGGUUUACUUGGAGUUGUUAGACGAGGUGUGUGUUGAACCUUCCACCAGCACCACUGCAGCUCCAGCAGCCGCCGAUUUGGGCAAAUCAUCGUCUGUUGCAGUAGCCGGGGUGUUAGCUCCUAGCGAGAUUACCGGCCAAGUUUCUAUCCAAACUCCUUGGAUCUUUAGUUUUGUAUCAGCAGAUAACCAGUGGGUGGAGGCAUAUUUCUAUGGACAAUUCUUGGUCAUGGAAAUCAGCGCUGGCAAGGGAAAGAAGACUUUUAUUCGUUUCAGUUAUGAAUUCAAGCCGCAGUGCUGGUACUUUAUUGGCCUUGAGCACAGCUGUAAACAUAGUUUGCUUAGCAAAGCUGAGAGUGAGGUGAGAUUGUAUGUUGAUGGGAAAUUGCAAGAGACUCGACCUUUUGAACUUCUAAGGACAUCAAAGCCGCUUUCUUUCUGCAGCAUUGGAACAAAUCCUCCCCCCACACUACCUGGCCUGCAGCGACAUAAACGCCAGUGUCCUCUUUUUGCUGAGAUGGGUCCUGUUUAUAUUUUUAAGGAACCCAUUGGGCCUGAUAUAAUGGCACGACUAGCUUCCCGAGGAGGAGAUGCUUUGCCAUCUUUUGGAAAAGGUGCAGGCUUACCAUGGUUAGCAGUAAAUGAGCACGCAAGAAGCCUAGCUGAAGAAAGCUCGGCUUUGGAUGCUGAUAUUGGAGGAAGCCUGCACCUUCUCUACCACCCUUGUUUGCUCAGCAGUCGCGUUUGUCCAGAUGCGUCACCAUCUGUUGCGGCAGGUAUACAGCAACGACAUGCCGAGGUCCUUGGGCAAAUUAAUGUUGCCACUAGAGUACAUCCAGCAGAAUCCUUAUGGGCCUUGGCUUAUGGUGGUCCGAUGGCUUUACUUCCGCUGAUAGUCAGCGAUGUGCAAAUGGACAGUCUGGAACCCAAGCUUGGUGAUCGUUCUUUAGCUCUUGGAAUUUAUUCCCUUUCUGCUCCAAUUUUCAGAAUCAUUUCCAUGGCUAUUCAGCAUCCUAGAAAUAAUGAGGAGUUGCGUCGGACAAAAGCACCUGAGCUUUUGUCAAGGAUUUUGCAAUACUUGUUAAAAACACGGUCUAAUCCUGAGCUUGGAAUGCCUGUUUGUUUAAGUGAUGAAGACCUUGUUGCUGCAGUUACAUCUUUAUGUCAAUAUCAGAAACCUAAUCAUCCAUUAAAAGUGCAGUUCUUUAGUACGUUGUUGUUAGAUCUGAAGGUGUGGGGAAUUUGCAAUUAUGGCUUACAGAAGAAGCUUUUGUCAUCACUUGCAGACAUGGUAUUUACAGAAUCAUCAGCUCUGAGGGAUGCUAAUGCUUUGCAAGUUCUUCUUGAUGGAUGUAGAAGAUGCUUUUGGGUUAUCCAUGAAAAUAAUUCUAUUGAUACAUUUUCACUUCAUGGGGGACCCCGGCCUGUUGGUGAAGUAAAUGCAUUGGUUGAUGAGCUCUUAGUUGUUAUUGAGCUUUUAAUGGGAGCGGCACCCACUACUAUGGCAAAUGAAGAUGUUUGUUGUUUGCUUGGUUUCUUGGUUGAUUGCCCGCAACCUAAUCAGGUUGCUAGAGUAUUACGCCUGAUCUACAGGUUGACAGUGCAGCCUAAUGGGACCCGUGCUGAAAUAUUUGCUCAUUCUUUUAUUUCUUGUGGGGGUGUAGAAAUACUUCUAGUUCUAUUGCAACGAGAAGCUAAAAGUGGAAAUCAUAAUGAUAUGGACAACUAUAGCUCGAAUGAUAUCAGUUACGUUUCAAAUGAAAACUCUGGGUUGGAAACUACGACCAGUAAAGCUAGGGCAGAAGUUAGGGAACUUGAACAUUUUGUGCAGAAGGAAAUGGUGUCUGGUGAAUCAAAUGCACAAUCCCAGUCAACCAUUAGCAAUGGCAGCAUAGUUGAUAACUCCGUGGCAACAAAUGGUGAAAAAAGGCCAUCUUCUUUUGAAUCUCAAUUCAUUAAAAGUGUAGGCGGCAUCAGGUUUUCAAUGAAUGCAGAAAGUUCUAGGAGUAAUGCAUUCAACAUUGACAAUGACGAUGGAAUUGUUGUAGGAAUAAUCAAUCUUUUGGGUGCCUUGAUCUCCUCUGGUCAUUUGAAAUUUAAUUCAAAUAUUUCUUCAUCAAGCUUGUCAAAUAAUUUCCAAAGUAAUGGAUUGUUUGAGGAAGGCAGCUCCAUGUUUGAUGAUAAAGUUUCCUUGCUACUAUUUGCUUUAGAAAAAGCUUUUCAAGCGGCUCCUCAGAGGUUGAUGACUACUAAUGUCCAUAUGGCUUUUCUGUCUGCAUCGGUCAAUACUUCAUCUGAUGAUGGACUCAACAUAUAUGAUUGUGGUCACCGUCUCAAGCAGGUUCAGCUUCUAGGGGUUCUACUCCGCGCACUUCCACGUGCAUCCAGGGCAUUUCAAAUUGAAACUAUACAGGAACUUCUGUUUUUGGUUUGCAGUCUUCCAGAAAACAGAAGCACUCUUAUUUCUAUGGCAGAAUGGCCCGAGUGGAUACUUGAAGUUCUUAUUUCUAAUUAUGAGAUGGUUUCCACUAAAGAAUUGAAUGAUGCAAGUGUUGGAGAGAUUGAAGACCUUAUUCACAACUUUCUGAUUAUCAUACUCGAACAUUCCAUGAGAAAAAAAGAUGGAUGGAAGGAUGUAGAGGCAACAAUUCAUUGUGCAGAAUGGCUCUCUAUGAUUGGAGGAUCCAGCAGGGGUGAGUUGCGCCUAAGGCGUGAAGAGGCAUUGCCUAUAUUCCGAAGACGGCUCUUGGGUGGCUUGCUAGAUUUUGCUGCUUGGGAGCUUGCAGCUCAGACUCAAAUUGUUGCAGCAGCAGCUGCUGGUGUUGCGAAAGCUUCACCACAAGAAGCCAAAGUUGAAGCAGAACAUGCCGCACAACUUACUGUGGCUUUGGCUGAGAAUGCAAUCGUUAUUUUAAUGCUUGUUGAAGAUCAUUUGCGGUUACAAGGACAGUGGUACUGUUCUUCACACGCAGCUGAUUGUGUUCAAUCUUCGGUCGGAAUCUCUUCUGCAAAACUCGUCAACUCCAACUCUAUAGGAAGCACAAGCCAUGAAUCAUUCAACACUGUUGGUUCUAGUAGGGCAUCAAUAUCUAGUCAGGCAGGGGGUGUUUCUUUUGAUGUCCUUGCUUUAGAGGCAGAUGAAAAUGGACAAGUUCCUGCUGCUGUAAUGGAGCGCUUUGCUGCAGCAGCUGCAGCUGAGCCUUUUGACUCUGUUCGGUGUGCUUUUGUGUCUUAUGGAAGCUGUGUUUUAGAUCUAGCUGCGAGUUGGAAACAAAGAAGCAGAAUGUGGUAUGGUGUUGGUCUUCCAUCUAAUACAACAUUUGGAGCUGGGGCAAGUGGAUGGGAAUCAUGGAAAUCUGUUCUUGAGAAGGACUCAAAUGGAAAGUGGAUAGAACUUCCACUAGUGAAAAAGUCUAUGAUCAUGCUGCAGGCGCUUCUAUUAGAUGAAAGUGGAAUUGGUAGUGGGCAUAGUAUUGGUGGUGGUUCUGGCACAGGUAUGGGUGGACUGACAGCUCUCUACAACCUACUGGACAGUGAUCAACCUUUUUUUUGCAUGCUUCGGAUGAUACUUCUUUCAAUGAGGGAAGAAGAUCAUGGAGAGGGUGACAUAUUUGUGAGAACCACAAACAUAAAUGAUGCCAUAUCAGAAGGAUUAGGUCAUCAAGCCGGGUAUGCAAAAUCCUUAGAUCAAAGUCAUCGGUUGUCAAUGAGAAAGCCACGGUCAGAUCUACUUUGGAGUGUGCUUGGGCCACUUCUUAACAUGCCAGUGUCUGAAUCCAAGAGACAACGCGUGUUGGUUGCAUGCUGUGUUUUGUAUUCUGAGGUAUGGCAUGCUAUUGACAGGGACAGGAAACCUGUUCGAAAACAGUAUUUAGAAGCAAUUUUACCUCCUUUUGUUGCUGUUCUAAGGAGGUGGCGACCCAUUUUGGCUGGUAUUCAUGAACUUACUUCAUCAGAAGUUGAAAAUCCUCUCACUGCUGAUAAUCAUGCCUUGUCUGCUGAUGCAUUGCCUCUUGAGGCCGCAUUUGCAAUGAUAUCCCCUGGCUGGUCUGCUGCUUUUGCAUCUCCUCCAGCCGCCAUGGCUUUGGCAAUGAUUGCUGCUGGUGCUUCUGGUGGUGAAACAGCUCCAACUUCCAGAAAUACAUCAUAUAGGCGUGAUACAUCCAUGCUUGAACGCAAGUCAGCUAGACUGCAUGCAUUUUCAAGUUUCCAGAAGCCUCUUGAGACAUCCAAAAAGUUUUCACCUAUGCCAAAGGAUAAAGCGGCAGCUAAAGCUGCUGCUUUGGCAGCUGCAAGGGACCUCGAACGCAAUGCGAAGAUUGGUUCUGGGAGAGGGCUUAGUGCUGUUGCAAUGGCCACGUCAGCGCAGAGGAGGAGUGCAAGUGAUCUUGAGCGUUCUAAGAGGUGGAAUAUUGCGGAAGCCAUGGGUGCUGCUUGGACAGAGUGCCUCCAACCUUUUGAUUCAAGAUCUAUUUCAGAUCGGGAUUUUUCUGCUCUUUGCUAUAAGUAUGUGGCAGUUCUUGUGACGAGUUUUGCUUCAGCAAGAAACAUGCAGCGUGUGGAGAUGGAGAGACUUGUACAGGUUGAUAUGUUAGACAGACAUCGUGUACGCACUGGUGCUCAAGCAUGGAGAAAACUUGUGUGCUGUCUACUCGAAAUGAAUCAGCUUUUUGGACAAUUUGGAGAUCAAUUGGGCAAUGCCAAAUUAGCAUUUCGGAUGUUAGACACAUCAGAAAAUUCUUGCAGGAUGAGAAGAUUUCUGAAAAGAUGCUACAAAAAAUCUUCUUAUUUGCGUAGAGCUUCUCUUUUUGAAGAUAAUAUACAACAUAAAUCUAUGGAAGACUCGUAUGAUCAGGGGGAUUCAAUAAAUAAUGAUCUUCCUUGUAUUUCCACCAUUAUGAAACCGGAAGCUAUGUCAAUGGAAGAAGAAAAUGAGGAUGAAGAUCAGCCUGAAUCUGUUAGUGUGGAUGAUAAUGUAGGCAAUCAACCUGUGCUAUCAACUGAUGACCAGUCAUUGCAUGGAGCACUACUUUCUAGAAACGCUUGGGCCUCUGUUGAUGAAAUUUCAGUUCAACCAGCAUCCGUACUUGCUCCUGGAUAUGUUCCCGGUGAAGCUGAUGAAAGAAUCAUUCUUGAACUGCCCUCACUGAUGGUGCGGCCAUUGAAGGUUGUAUGUGGAACAUUUCAAAUCACAACUAAGAGAAUAAAUUUCAUUGUUGAUGUGCAUACUACUGAUGAAUCCAUAGCUGAAAGCUUGGUUGCUUCACCCCAAGACAAGGAACAAGGCAAGGAUAGAAGCUGGUCCAUCUCUUCCCUUCGUCAAAUUUUUUGCCGAAGAUAUUUUUUGAGAAGAAGUGCUUUAGAAUUUUUUAUGGCUGAUCGGUCGAAUUACUUCUUUGACUUUGGGAGUAUUGAAGGAUGCAAGGUUGCUUUUCGUGGUAUAAUUCAGGCACACCCUCCUCAUGUGCAUGAUAUAUUCUUCACAGCAACGGGACCUGAUGCAAUUCUUAGAAAAACUCAGCUUAUGGAGCGUUGGGCAAGGUGGGAGAUUAGCAACUUCGAAUAUCUAAUGGAACUCAACACCCUAGCUGGCCGUAGUUACAAUGAUAUCACACAGUAUCCUAUUUUUCCAUGGAUCUUGGCAGAUUAUUAUUCUAAAACAUUAAAUCUUGAAGAUCCUUCUUCUUAUAGAGAUCUUUCGAAGCCAAUUGGUGCUUUAAAUCCUGACAGGCUAAAGAAGUUCCAAGAGAGAUACUCGACCUUUGAUGAUCCCAUCAUCCCCAAGUUCCACUAUGGCUCACAUUAUUCUAGUGCCCGAACGGUCAUGUAUUUCUUAUUCAGAGUCGAACCAUUUACCACUCUUUCUACCAAAUUAGGAGGUGGAUCUGGCCGUGCUGAUCAAAUGUUUUCUGAUAUUGGUCAUUCAUGGAAUAAUGUCCUGGAGGACAUGAGUGAUGUGAAAGAAUUGGUGCCAGAGUUGUUUUACCUCCCUGAGAUUCUAAGUAACGAAAACAAUAUUGAUAUUGGCAUAAACCAGUCAGGGAGAAGGCAAGAUUCUGUUAAACUACCACCAUGGGCUGACAAUCCGGUUGAUUUCAUUUAUUUGCAUCACCGUGCUUUAGAGAGUGAACACGUUUCUUCGCAUCUACAUGAAUGGAUUGACCUCAUAUUUGGGUACAAGCAAUGUGGUGAGGAAGCUGUAUCAGCAAAUAAUGUCUUUUUCUAUACUUCCUAUGAAGGGAGAAUUGACGUCGAUAAAAUAAUGGACCCGGUGCAUCGCCUUGAUGCGCGAAAGCAGAUUGCAUACUUUGGACAAAUUCCAUCACAAUUGUUGGCUGUCCCGCAUUUAAAGAGGAAACCAUUAACAGAAAUCCUAAAGUUGCAGGUUAUAUUUCGAAAUCCAAAUGAAAUUCAACCAUACGCAAUUCCACAUCCUGAACGAUGCAAUGUUCCUGCUGCUUCUAUUUAUGCCUCAGAUGAUUCUGUUGUAAUUGUCGAUUUACUUGCACCUGCAGCAAACGUUGUGCAGCACAAAUGGCGACCAAAUACUCCUGAUGUCCAUGGUAAUCCUUUCCUGUUUUAUCAUGGGAAAGCUGCUCCAACUUCCGCCGGUGGAGCCCUUGUCCGCAUGUUUAAAGGGCCAGCAGGAUUGGUGUCUGAUGAUUGGCAUUUUCCUCGUGCUCUUGCAUUUGCUGCAUCAGGAAUACGAAGUUCUGCCGUUGUUGCUAUAACACAUGAUAAUGAAAUUAUCACCGGAGGACAUGCUGAUAAUUCUAUCAAGCUGAUAUCAGCAGAUCAAGCGAAGACCAUCGAAACUGCAUCAGGCCAUUGUGCACCUGUAACUUGCCUUGCACUCUCUCCAGAUUCUAAUUAUCUAGUAACAGGGUCCCGAGACACAACUGUGAUUUUUUGGAGAGUACAUCGGCUGUUCCUUUCAAACCUACAAAAUGCUUCAGCACCCUCUUCUUCUUCUCCAAACACCCUAACUACUCCUGUAACAGUUAGUAACAAUAGCAGCGCUCCGCAAACCCGCCAAAAACGCCGCAUUGAAGGGCCUAUCCAUGUCUUGAGAGGACAUCGCGGCGAGGUCCUCUGCUGCGCCGUUAAUUCCGACAUCGGCAUCAUUGCUUCAAGCUCAAGCUCCUCUGGUGUGCUUCUACAUUCCUUAAGGAAGGGCCGGUUGUUGCGAAAGUUAGAUAUUCUUGAGGCCCAUGCUAUCAAUCUUUCAUCUCAAGGAGUUAUACUUACUUGGAAUGAGCAUGAAAAGAUGUUCUGCACUUUUACUGUCAAUGGAAUAUCAAUUGCCACUACAACCUUCUCGCCCUUUUCAGGCCGAAUCAGUUGUAUUCAGAUUUCAAUUGAUGGGGAAAAUGCCUUGAUUGGUACCUCUUCUUGUAAAGAUGGCAAGGCAAAUGCCGAGGCUUUCUUGUCAGAAUCUGAAGCAUCAAAUGUAGUAAAUUUCAAGUCGACUUCAAAUCGGCAAAGUAUUCCAAUUCCAUCCAUUUGCUUUCUCAAUUUGCAUUCUUUGAAGGUAUUCCAUACUUUGGCACUAAGUGAAGGCCAAGAUAUCACUGCCUUUGCACUCAAUGAGGAUAAUACGCAUCUUCUGGCUUCCACAGCAGAUAAGCAAUUAAUAGUAUUCACUAAUCCUACUAUGUAAGUUCCAGUGAUAGCCUGUAAAUCUUAAUUCUAUAUUUCUCAUUAAACUUAUUGAUUUUGUAUACAAAACAAAGCUCCCAUGCUGUGCCUGUUGUGUAGGCAUUAUAGUUUAGUUAUAUAUCUUCAAGUUGAAAUGUAUGAUGGUGUAGAAAUACAAUUGAUUGGCUCUCUUUUAUGGGUUUUAAAUGAGUUCAACUGCUACAUUUUUUUUUUC